Messenger RNA from Dentiscutata erythropus, 1650 nucleotides. The record is from the annotation of a GenBank genome assembly. Lineage: Eukaryota; Fungi; Glomeromycota; Glomeromycetes; Diversisporales; Gigasporaceae.
AUGUCCACACUUGACCGGCUUGCUAAUGAACUUUUGUUCAAAAUUUUUACGUAUUUACACAGGCCGGCCGCCUUUUCUUUAACUUGUAGAACGCUUCAUUGUGUUACAAAGGACCCUCAUGCAAGGGCCGCUUACUUCCUUCGUAAAUAUGGCCCUCGGUUAGCAAUUUUUUAUGCUAUACGAAAUCAUGCUAAGAUUGUCACAAAAGAGACGGCUGAAGCGAUGAUCUCUUCGGGUGCUAUUGUAUCUCGAAACUUGGCUCAACGUCUUAUAAAAGAUUAUCUAGAAAGACAACCAAGCGAAUAUUUUCGUUGUUGUUGGACUAGUAAAUUAACUUUCGGUACUUACUUGGUAUUUCUUCAACGUGCUUAUACAUUAUACGGUGAUAACUUAUGGGCGAAAGAUGCAAUGGAUGACUGGGAACAAUUUCGCAUAUGUGUCUCGCUACAAUCUGGAUUGGACAUUGAUAAUGUAGAUAAUAACAUGUUAAAUACGACUGCAACUCAUGAUACUAAUAGAGAAUAUAUUCGUGAUCUGGUUGAGAAAUAUCAUGUGGUACCUUUACCCCUUCAGUAUUGCUUCGCCAAUAUUUCUGAUACUUUUGUUACUAUAGCUCGUAUUGGUGAUAAUCAACUUUUAGAUAUGGCUUUGAAUGAUCUAACUCACUUUGAUCAAUAUGAAUUUUCAAAUAUCCUUCCUACUAUCAUAGAAAAAUUGAUUUAUAACAAACCAACUCCUACUCAUUUAAAGAAAGCUUUGAUGAACAUUUUCAGUUUCAACUAUCCGGUUCUGGAACAACUAGCUUUGGAAUUGAUUAGGAAUUGUGGACUAUAUAAAAUUCCUAAUGUUAUAAUUGAAACUUUGAUUGAAAAGAAAGAUGAUUUGCCUUUCGAUCUCAAUGCUGUGGUCGUGCACUCUAUUAAUGACAAAUUUCAUUCUAUAUGCUCAUACAAUGGUGCACCUGAUAACAUUGAAUCUCUUUGGCAUUAUUUUCCCGAAUUUCGACCAAAAGUGAGGGAAAAUCUUAACACACUAUUUGCGGAUUCGAGAAUGGGAGGAGUUAUAUGUAGCAAGAACGAUGCUAGUUAUUACGGCUACGGUGUAGGUUGUGUAUGUGUAGAAUUCAUCCUCACAACUUUCGGAGCCGAUGAUAUAAUUACUGAAAAAUGUUUCAAUGCUAUCAUAAGGGACGUUUGUGAAAAGAAUUUAAAGAUGCAAGCUAAUCGUAAUACAUUAUUUAGCAAGCUCAAACGUAAUGAUGGUGCUGGACUCACGCUACUCCAAGGAUCACCACAAUAUUUUAUUCAAUAUGUAGAGGCGGGUGUUAGGGUCAAACCUGAACAUCUAAAGAUGGUAUCUAAAAAGGGUAUGAAUCGUAAAUGGUUUCUCAAAGGACUUUUUGAAGCUAUGGAAAGAUCUUUAAAGAGCGAUCACGUAAAGACACAAAUAGAUUCCGUGAAAGAUAUGUCAUCAGGCGGUGGCAAUGAAAAUGUCGUGAUUGACAAGACCAAAUUGUGGAAAAACGUUAUUAAAGAAGUAUUAAACCAAGAACGUGAAAAAUAUUAUGGCUCGAGUAAAAGAUGGUUAAGAAAAGGUCGCUUAUAUCGUAUGCUUGAUGAAUUUUAUAGUAAAAAUUUUGAACAUUCUUAA